Messenger RNA from Acytostelium subglobosum LB1, 1306 nucleotides. RefSeq lists its product as hypothetical. The record is from RefSeq and is a predicted model, not a curated record. The transcript has a single exon. Lineage: Eukaryota; Evosea; Eumycetozoa; Acytosteliales; Acytosteliaceae. The annotation marks the transcript as partial.
GUACUUGGGCGUCAACUUCACCAAGCAGGGCAUCUACUCCAAGUUCAAGACUCUCAUCAGCUCCCUCCGCGGCAGACUCUCGCUCUUCAAGUCUGAAAGCACCACACUGCGGUCCAAGGUUGCAGCUCUCAAGUCUUACGCCCUCCCCCCUCUGAUGUACCACUUCUAUCUGGACUCACCGACCAAGUGGCAGAUCAAGAAGAUCGAAAACCUCACCAAAUGGUUCAUCUCAGCCCCCAAGACCACCGCCUACGGCUCCAGCUUCAUCAACACGAUGGCACUGGACCGCGCCAGCUUCCAUUGGGAUCAAGGUGGCCUCAACCUCUGGGACAUUGGACUCAGAUCAAUUGCCUACAAGGUUUGGGUGUUCAAUCGUUUCCUCAACACCCCAGCCCAUCUCACCCAUGGCUACCUGGACUCGUGGAGAACUCAACACCGCAACGCCAGGAAGCGCCUGGGAGGCAAGUUCACUGGCCUCUUCCGCAAGUUCCACACACCUUGGAUGGAGUUCCGCUCCGCCCACCUCUCCAGCCAUAGCGACAAGGUACCUCUAUUGGAUAGCAAUGGUGGCACCCUCAGUCUGAAAGACAUCUAUGCCAUCCUCUGGAAGGCAAAGUAUGGCUCAAUCAGACUGACCGAGGGUCAAUGGCAGCUCAGUGUCUUCCACGGCCUCAAGCUCCCAGACAUCUUCAAGGUCAUCAGCACCCUGAGAGGACCAUCCUCGCGUAACGCCCUCUUCAGGUUCUUCUCCCAUACCCUCCCAAUCAACCAUAUGAGAGCAGACGCUGACUGUACCCUCUGUGGCAACUCCUGCACAGACCAACCCUACAAUCACUUCUUCUUUGACUGCAGCAAAGUGGCAACCCAAGAAGCCAUGCGCCCAGCCUUAGACUUGGUGAAGCAACGCUCUGGUAUCAAUGUCAGAGAAUGGAACAUCAAAGCACUGGACAUCUCCACGAAGUCUAGUCGCCCCAACCUUCCAUUCAUCCACCUCAUGGCAAUCAUCGUCAACUACCUCUGGCACUACAUCGCCAACCACCUCUUUGGCAACAAGGAGGCCCUGUUGGCCAAGCUCAGCUUGGUGUGCAUCACAUCCUUCAAGUCCCUCCUCCGCCAGGAGUGGCGCUCCCUCAUGUCCACGCUCACGAGUCACAUCCUGGCCGGACGACCAGUCAACAUCAAGAAUGAGAUGGCCGAGUUCACUACCAAGUGGCACCUCAGCACUCGCAACAGCGACAUCCGUCUUCCGCCUCUGCCGCCAACUAUCAACAAAUACUUGGUGGCCGAAUUCAGAGGCCUACAGUAG